UGCACCUCUCAAGCAUAUUUAAUAUAUUAUAUAUGAAUAAAAAAAAUAUAUAUUACACCCCCCUCCCAUAAAUAUAUAUAUAUAACACAUAUAUAUAUAUAUUAUAUUAUAUAUAUUAGAUGAGAAAAUAGUCAAACAUUUUUAAGUGAUGGCGUUAAAAAAGGUAAAAGGAACUCUGGAAAGAGUUUUGGACAAAAAUUUACAGGACCUCGUUCGUGGAAUUCGUAAUCACAAGGAAAAUGAGGGUGCUGAUGCAAAAUACAUAGCAGAAUGCCUGGAUGAAAUAAAACAAGAGCUUCGACAAGAUAACAUGGCUGUGAAGUCCAAUGCUGUAAACAAAUUAACAUAUCUUCAAAUGCUUGGUUAUGAUAUUAGCUGGGCUGCAUUCAACAUCAUAGAAGUAAUGAGUUCUUCAAAGUUUACAUUUAAGCGAAUUGGCUAUUUAGCAGCAUCACAAAGUUUCCACGAAGGGACUGAUGUUUUAAUGCUAACGACAAACAUGAUUCGAAAGGAUUUGAACAGCCAGAACAUGUACGAUUCUGGCGUUGCCUUAAAUGGAUUGGCUUGUUUUAUAUCUCAGGAUCUUUCCAGAGACCUUGCAAACGACAUUAUGACUUUAAUGACAUCGACCCGGCCUUAUCUAAGGAAGAAAGCUGUCCUUAUCAUGUACAAAGUAUUUCUUCAGUUUCCUGAAGCACUUAGACCUGCCUUCCCUCGGUUAAAAGAAAAGCUAGAGGAUCCUGAUCCUGGUGUCCAGUCUGCAGCUGUGAAUGUGAUAUGUGAACUUGCACGGAAAAAUCCUAAAAAUUAUCUUUCUCUGGCACCUCUUUUCUUCAAACUGAUGACCAGUUCUACUAAUAACUGGGUACUCAUCAAGAUAAUCAAACUGUUUGGUGCUCUCACUCCACUUGAACCUCGACUUGGAAAAAAAUUGAUUGAACCACUCACAAAUUUAAUUCACAGCACAUCAGCAAUGUCCUUACUUUAUGAGUGCAUUAAUACGGUGAUAGCAGUACUUAUUUCUAUAUCUACAGGCGUCCCUAAUCACUCAGCAUCCAUACAGCUAUGUGUUCAGAAAUUAAGGAUCUUAAUCGAAGAUUCCGAUCAAAAUUUGAAAUAUCUGGGUUUAUUAGCGAUGUCCAAAAUCUUGGCUACUCAUCCCAAAAGUGUUCAAGCUCACAAAGAUCUCAUUCUUCAGUGUCUUGAUGAUAAAGAUGAGUCAAUAAGGCUUCGUGCACUGGAUCUCUUGUAUGGAAUGGUUUCAAAGAAAAAUCUGAUGGAAAUAGUCAAGAAGUUGAUGAUUCAUAUGGACAAAGCAGAGGGUUCUCACUAUAGAGAUGAGCUGUUAUCCAAGAUUAUAGAGAUCUGUAGCCAGUCAAAUUACCAGUAUGUCAUCAAUUUUGAAUGGUAUGUCAGUAUAUUAGUAGAACUGACUAGAAUGGAAGGCACAAGGCAUGGGAAACUUAUUGCUAGUCAAAUGUUGGAUGUUGCUAUACGGGUCCAAACUAUUAGAGAUUUUGCUGUUCAGCAAAUGGCUGUUUUGCUCGACAACUCUCAUGUACUUGCAUCCAACUCUCAAAGAAAUGGUAUUUGUGAAGUGCUUUAUGCUGCUGCUUGGAUAUGUGGCGAAUUUUCUGAGUAUUUGAAAGAUCCAAAGUCUACUUUGGAAGCUAUGCUUCGCCCCAAGAUUACCGCUUUACCAGGUCAUAUUCAGAGUGUGUAUGUUCAGAAUUUAGUGAAAUUAUAUUCCAAUAUCUUGAAGAAAGCAGAAGAAGAAGAAGAUGAAGCCACAAUGAAAGAAACUGGUCAGAUGCUUCUGGAUAAACUACCAAUGUUUAUACAGAGCGCUGAUCUUGAAGUUCAAGAGCGGGCUUGUUGUGUUUUGCAAUUGGUUAAAUAUGUUAUGAAACUUCAAGAAAAAGGAAAUCAUUUAGCAGAGGAAAUAGCGUGUUUGUUUUCUGGAGAAUUGAAUCCUGUUGCAUUAAAGGCUCAAAGAAAAGUGCCUGUUCCUGAUAAGUUGGAUCUGGAUCGUUGGAUCAAUGAGAUUCCAUCUGACAGUUCUGAUGAAGAAAUCAGAGGCACAUCCUUAUUUACAACAACAGGAGACGACCACAAAUCAACUUAUAAAAAUGAUGUUAAAAAGAUAGCUGAACCAACUGAAGAAGAACUAGAAAGGCGACGUGAACAAAGGCGAAUUGAACAAAUGCAUAAUCCUCAUUAUUUGAAAGAUGAUGGAAAAAGCAAAAGUAAAAGAUAUGAAUCCAUCAAUAUUGAAGACAUUCCUGUCGCAGAUAUUGAUCUGUCUGUGCCUUUACAUGUCCCAGAUUUAAGACGGUCUUCAGGUCUUUCCUCUUCAGACAAGUACUUGAAGCUGGGAAACAGUAUGCUCGAUGGUACAACCCACCAACCAGUUGGAAGCUCUACAACCAGUGGUAAGAAGUCUAAGAAAACAAAGCGGAAGAGAGAAAGGAAAGGACAACAUUAUUCUGAUACUGAUGAGGAAGAAGUAGAUGGCUCUGUGAAUGCAGUUAGCACUGUGAUGGACAUGCCAGAGGGUGCUCAUUUAUCAGAUAAAGAUGAUGAUGACAAGAAUGCUGAUGAUCCUCACAGAAAACUGAACAUUGAUCUUGACGAGCCAUUACGUGAAGAUGAAAAGUUACCUGUACGAACACACCAUGUAGUUUUAGACUAUAAUAACCUGGAAGAAGUUGGAGUUGAUACAUUAGAGUUGGAGAAACAAAAGAAGAAAAGCAAAAAGGAAAAGGACAAGAGUAAGAAGAAGAAGAAGGAGAGAAAGAUUCAGAAAAAAGAAUUAAGUUCUGCAUCUUUUGAUGAUAAUAGAGUAAAUGGAGAAACUAAUAUAAUCUCUGCUCAUGGCAAAGAUUCGUUACCCUUGCAGCUGCCCGCAGAAGAUCCCCAAGCACAACAUGAAGAUUUAGAGUUCUGGUUAUCUGCUGGAGAUAUUUCUGCUGCUCACUCAAGGAAUCAAGCAAAGAUAGAAACGGUCAAUUCUGUUACAUUACCAGUUUCUGGCCGAGUUCAAACAACUGAUUCUAAAGAUAAUAAUCAUUUGAGUACCGAAAAACAAAAGAAGAAGAAAGAGAAAAGGACAAAAGAGAGGAAGAAGGAAAAGAAAAAGAAAGUCGAAGAAGAAAAAAACCGUAGUGAAUACGAAGAAGCUGAAGGUGUCGCUACUCCGUCUAAAGAAUACCUGCCUCCAUCUGAGCAGCAAGAUUCAGUUAAAUUUGAUUCCCCUCCUAUGUCAAAUUACCGAAGAUUAGCUGGAAAUGAGUCUCUGAAAAUGGUCUAUGAAACGCGAGUGAGCCAACAGCGAAGUGAUCAAAUAGUGAUAUCUGUGAUAUUUACCAAUCAGUCUUCUAAUCACAUAAAAGAUAUUGAGUUCAAUGUCCUUAACACACUCAAUGCACGAUUAAUACGAACAUUUGGCUCAGAUCACGACCCAGUAAAGGUGCCCUUUUUAUUACUUCCAAAUAGUCAAAAUGAAGGUCAGUUUGCAUUUAGUAUACAGAAUAUUACAAUGCCACAGAAAAUGAAGGGAACACUUACUUAUAUAAUAAAGACUGCUGAAGGGUCAACACAUGAAAAACUUGACUUUAAAAUCUGCUUUCCAUGUUCUUCUUACCUUAUUGGUACUCAAUGUAAGGGAUCAAGUUUUGCAUCACUUUUGAGCAAUGGACAAUUGUCUGCAAAAACUAGCACAAAGAUUGAAUUACCUGAUGAGGACUUUUCUCAUAUUUUGGCCAAGUUAUGUUUUCACCUUCACUUUACAAUUGUUGAACAGGUUGAUCACAGUGCAUCCCUAUAUAGUAGGUCUAUUCAAGAUCACCAUGUUUGCUUGCUUGUUAAAUAUUUGCCAAAUAACCAACUGAACAUUGAUGCUAAAAGUUCUGAGUCUAUGUUGCUUUCUAAUAUAAUUGAUGACAUCAAAGCAAUUUUGAGUAUGACAACCCAAUGACACAGCAAUACCAGUUCUUCACAGUGAUGGCUACACUAAUACAAGUGGCAGUUGUUCUGGUUAUCUUCAAUGGUAUUGCUUUGAAAUAUCAUCUCUAAAAGAUAGUUGUUUCAGACUCUGGUACACCUUGUUUGAAGUCUAAUCUGUUUCACAUUACGGGAAGAAUGGUGGAGGAAAAAGCAGUAUUUGUCUACAAGUUCAUAGUUUAUCAAAUGACGAUGGUUUUUGUUUUUUUUUUUCAUCAUUGAAAGAUAAUAUUGUUUGUUUUACUAUUUCUUGAUAAGUUUCCUUCAAAAUAUUAUUUUGUUUCAUAAUUAUUAGAAAGCAUUUCAAAUGAAUUUCAACCAUGGCAAAAGAACCCCAAAGUCUAGGAAUAAAAGUGUCAUAUCUCUGUUGCAUACUUCUUUAUAUUCCUUGUUAGUUUGUUUGACUACUUUUGACUGGAUUUUUAUAUUUUCUUUAACAUUUUUUUCUAUGCAAGUUUAAAUAAUUUAAUUAUGUAAAAAUGAUUUUAUAAUUUCUCAAAAGUUUAUGUAUUUUCUUUUAUUUUAAUAGACUAGAGUUUUUUUUUGUUUUGAUUACAGGAGAAUUUUAUUUAAUUUUUUGCCUAAAAUGUCUAAAAUUCAAUUGAAAGAAAUUGGUCCUCUUUGUCCUUUUGUGAAGGAGAAUCUUAAUGACAUAUCUUAAACGUAAAGUCUUUCCUGGUGUAUGGCAAAAACAAGAAUCAUUUGUCUCUGAAGAAUUGAAUUGAAUUAAAAAAUCGUCUUUGAAAACCUAUUCAGUAUUAAACAGAGACAUAGCACUGCAGCAUUUGUAUUUCUCACUGUAGGUUCUGAUUUCAAAUUCUUUUCUAAUUCUAAUAAAGUGAGGAGCCAGUAGCACACCAGGUUGACUGUUGAGGCAAUUCAUUCUUCUGCUAUCCUAAAAAAAUUGACCGACAGUCUAAGUAAGAAAUCAGCCAAAUAGAGCCAAAGAAUUUCCUCUUCUCCAAGACUGUGAUCUAAAUAACAGUUUAGGCUUUAUUUAGACUGGAUCUAGUUUCCCUAUUUAUAUCUCUGACUUCAUCGUGUUAUUUUCAAGAAAUAGAAAACUUUAAAAAAUAUUGAGUUGAUUUAUUUGUUUUAUAUAUUUAUGUUCUUAGAAGUAAGACAGCAGUAUGAAUUAACAAAUAUAUUUUCAAAUAGUUAAAUAUAUAAAAAAAGAAAAAAAACUAUAAAGCUACAAAUAACAGCAUGUAAAUACUGGGUCGGGGAAUCCUUUGGGUUGUAAAAGUCAAAGGCUGCCUGGUUUUUUAAAUCCAAUAUUUACACACUAUUAUUUGUAGCUUUAUGUGUUUCAAAACUCAU
This is a messenger RNA of Octopus sinensis (East Asian common octopus), 5322 nucleotides long. RefSeq names its product AP-3 complex subunit delta-1. Gene Ontology annotation, biological process: protein targeting to vacuole; Golgi to vacuole transport; synaptic vesicle membrane organization. Gene Ontology annotation, cellular component: membrane coat; terminal bouton; endosome membrane. The transcript is spliced from 36 exons. The record is from RefSeq and is a predicted model, not a curated record. Bases 149 to 3976 code for a protein of 1275 amino acids. Lineage: Eukaryota; Metazoa; Mollusca; Cephalopoda; Octopoda; Octopodidae.